Messenger RNA from Eimeria acervulina, 1389 nucleotides. RefSeq lists its product as hypothetical. Lineage: Eukaryota; Apicomplexa; Conoidasida; Eucoccidiorida; Eimeriidae. The transcript has 3 exons. The record is from RefSeq and is a predicted model, not a curated record. Bases 1 to 1389 code for a protein of 462 amino acids.
AUGUUAGAAGGUUGGAGAGGCCCCCCUCUUGGGAAUUCUUCUCCUCCUGAGUAUCCUCCUUCUGCUUCCCUUCUAAAGCCACAAGACACCACGCAUCGAGACGGGGUGCAAUGGAAGUGGGGCAGGGCCUCCACGACGGCGCGACAGUCGAGGAUCUCACUGCUGUUCGCAGCAUUUUCUGCCAUUUCUGCUAUGAUAUUCCUUGUCUACAUGUGCAGUUUGCUAGUAAGAAAGAUAAUUAAGCGUGCGGCCUUCGCCCGCAGGCUGGACUCUAUCUGGAGGAACAGAAAAUGCAGGGUAUCCGAUCCAAGUAGCACCGACUCCCCUGGCGGUACGUCCUUAGAUGACCAACAGGACAUAGGUCUCAACAUUCAACCGCCUCUUGUUCCUAUGCUGGCGGAUGAACUAACAGCAGAUGCUUCUUCAGUGGAGGUGACCGCCGGCGCGACAGCUCCACUAUUACCGGCAGAAACGGCUGAACAGGUAGCGGCAAACGGAGGAGAAGAAGGUCCUAACUGGGGAGGCGAAGAAGCACUCGGUGAGGGGCAUUGGCGAGGACUGCUGAUACUUGAGGUGCCGCUUCACGACGGCCCGCUACAGCCUGCCUCCCCUCUCGACCCUGGCCUGCAUGCUUUUAUUGACGCCGUGCUACUUGGCAGCGAAGCUCCCCUUGCUGAAUCGGCCUUAUUGCCAGCAGACGAACCACAUAACUCUGACCUGCCUAAUCGUUCUGCUGGUUCGUGGCCAGCCACAUCAGCAGCAGCCUCUGGCCUGGACGGGAGUCCUCCACCGAGUAAUGUGCAUCAAAAUCUUUCAGCGCGCCGUCCAGUACCAAUCAUUCUUAGAAGAGGCCGUAAGCGGAGAAUUGGCGAUGAGCAGGGGUCAUCUCCAGGCCCCUCAACCCCCCAAAAUAUAUCCGAUGGCUCAGCUAAAGCUGCACUAGGAGCCUCUGUCCCGGGCGGGAGAGCUCCGUCGAAUACUGUGGAUGAAGGACCCUCAAUGCCCCCCACAACAGCAAAGAGGCCUAGGGGAAGGCGCAAGCAGAGAUUUAACGUUAGACAGGAGCCAGAUCCAGACCCCCUGAGUCCCCAAAUUAUGCCGCAUGACUCAGGCCGUAUGUCGUGGAUAGCAUCAGCUGGGACACCUGCAGGAGGAGUCAGCUUCCAGCAACACGAUCCAACCGCAGUGCCCUCUUCUCUUGACGAUCCUAAUGCUGUCCCGCAGCUGCUGCUGCCUGCGCGUAUCAUGGAUACAGGUGGAGAGCUGCGAGCGGAUAUUGAAGGAUUUUUACCAAAUUCCGAAGUGCUCAACGAGGAGCUUGCGGAGGUGCCGUCUGUAAACCCAUCCGCUGCACCGCAUUCCUCUAGUCCAGGAGACACCUCCGCCUGA